AUGGCGCCCAUUCUCAAUGCCCUUGGGGUGCACGUCGCUUGUCUCGGAAACCACGAUCUGGACUUUGGGUUGGAGAACUUCGAGAAGUUUGCAGGGGCGUGCGCGUUUCCGUGGCUGGUUGCGAACAUUCUGGACAAAGAUACUGGGGAACCCAUUGGUGGUAUGGGCAGGGUGUGGAUGGUUGAGACGUCUGGUGUCAAAGUCGGCGUUGUGGGGCUUGUGGAGCACGAAUGGCUGGCGACUUUGGCCACAGUGGAUGAAGGCGAUUUGCAUUACAUUGACUUUAUAUCCGAGGGAGCCAAGCAAGCCGCGCAUCUUCGUGAGCAGGGCGCCGAAUUGGUUGUGGCUGUGACGCACAUGAGGGCUCCCAACGACCGGAAGCUGCUUGAACACGUAAUGGGCGUGGACAUCGUCUGCGGCGGACAUGAUCACAGCUACCAGGUAAAUGCCGCUGGCCCAGGGAAAACAACCUCAUUGUGCACAAUUUAA
Messenger RNA from Ostreobium quekettii, 489 nucleotides. Lineage: Eukaryota; Viridiplantae; Chlorophyta; Ulvophyceae; Bryopsidales; Ostreobiaceae. The record is from the annotation of a GenBank genome assembly.